Molecule: messenger RNA, 1923 nt
Organism: Phragmites australis (common reed)
Lineage: Eukaryota; Viridiplantae; Streptophyta; Magnoliopsida; Poales; Poaceae
Product: cytokinin dehydrogenase 11-like
Exons: 4
Coding region: 161-1717 (518 amino acids)
Biological process (GO): cytokinin metabolic process
Molecular function (GO): FAD binding; cytokinin dehydrogenase activity
Source: RefSeq, a predicted model, not a curated record
CUACCACGAGCGCAAGCAAGCAGAGCACCGUGGCAUCACAAUUCACACAAUACAGAGCGGCGAAGCUAGCUAGCUGAGAAUACCCGAGAGUAGCUGCUCUGCCUCAGCUCGGCUGCACUGCACGCGCGGACACAGCAGCAAGAACACACGCCCGUGCAAGAUGAUGCUCGCUUACAUGGACCGCGCCGCGGCGGCCGCCGAGCCGGAGGACGCCGGAGAGCCGGUCGUGGCGGAGGAUGUGGCCGGGUGCGCGGCGGCGAGGGACUUCGGCGGGCUGGUGAGCGUCCGGCCCGCCGCCGUGGUCCGCCCGGCGAGCGCGGACGACGUGGCCAGGGCCAUCCGCGCGGCCGCGCUCACGACGCACCUGACCGUGGCCGCCCGCGGGAACGGGCACUCCGUGGCCGGGCAGGCCAUGGCCGAGGGCGGGAUCGUCCUCGACAUGCGCGCGCUCGCGCUCCCCCGCCGCAUGCCGAUUCAGCUCGUCCGCUCCCCGGACGGCGGCUCCUACUUCGCCGACGUCUCCGGUGGCGCGCUCUGGGAGGAGGUGCUCCAUUGGGGCGUCAAGAACCACGGCCUCGCACCGGCGUCGUGGACGGACUACCUCCGCCUCACCGUCGGCGGCACGCUCUCCAACGGCGGCGUGAGCGGGCAAUCCUUCCGCUACGGCCCGCAGGUGUCCAACGUGGUCGAGCUCGAGGUUGUGACCGGCGACGGCGAGUGCUGCGUCUGCUCCCCCUCCUCCCACUCAGACCUCUUCUUCGCCGUCCUCGGUGGGCUCGGCCAGUUCGGCGUCAUCACCCGCGCCCGCAUCCCCCUCCAUACCGCGCCCCAAACGGUGCGGUGGACGAGGGUGGUGUACGCGAGCUUCGCGGACUACACGGCGGACGCGGAGUGGCUGGUGACGCGGCCCCCGGACGCGGCGUUCGACUACGUGGAGGGCUUCGCGUUCGUGAACAGCGACGACCCGGUCAACGGCUGGCCGUCGGUGCCCAUCCCCGGCGGCGCCCGCUUCGACCCUUCCCUCCUCCCCGCCGGCGCCGGCCCGGUCCUCUACUGCCUGGAGGUGGCCCUGCACCAGUACCCGCACCAGCACCGGCCCGACGACGAGGACAAGAAGGUGGGCCGGAUGAUGGAGCCGCUCAAGUACGUGCGGGGCCUGGAGUUCGCGGCGGACGUCGGGUACGUGGAGUUCCUGUCGCGUGUGAACCGCGUCGAGGAGGAGGCCCGCCGGAACGGCAGCUGGGCCGCGCCGCACCCGUGGCUCAACCUCUUCGUCUCCGCGCGCGACAUCGCCGACUUCGACCGCGCCGUGUUCAACGGCAUGCUCGCCGACGGCAUCGACGGGCCCAUGCUCGUGUACCCCAUGCUCAAGAGCAAGUGGGACCCGGACACGUCGGUGGCGCUCCCGGAGGGCAGGAUCUUCUACCUGGUGGCGCUGCUCCGAUUCUGCCGGCCCUACCCGGGUGGUGGUCCGCCGGUGGAGGAGCUGGUGGCGCAGAACAGUGCCAUCCUCGACGCCUGCCGCUCCAACGGCUACGACUUCAAGACGUACUUCCCGCACUACCGCGCCGAGCCCGACUGGGCGCGCCACUUCGGCGCCGCCAAGUGGAACCGCUUCGUCGACCGCAAGGCCCGGUACGACCCGCUGGCCAUCCUGGCCCCCGGCCAGAAGAUGUUCCCCAGGGCCCCGUCCGUCGCUGCCCCCGUGAUCGUGUAGGAGAGGAGACCGAGUGGAAUUAUAAGGCUGAUUUUGUUGCUGCUGGCGGUAAUGAUGGCGAUUACGCUGCUGAUCCUGGUGAUGAUGAAUGGGAGCAGUUCGCAGGGUACAAUGAUGAUGAUAGGGUCACAGUUAGGUACAUUUGGGUGGCAAAGGGGGUGGAUGAGUUUGUGAAAUCUGCAUGAAUUUUCCCUCGAAAAAGGAGC